UUUACUGCUUUUUAAAAACCAGUCCAAUGUGUAAUCAACACUUAGUGCUGUUUCAUAUCUUUUUUCCUCCUCCUCUCCUUAGAGCCUCCCCGAGUCUCCCUCAAAGUAGAACCCCUUCUGUCCAUGCAGGAGGGCGAGGAGCAGAGAAUAGUGUGUGAGGCAAAGGGCUACUACCCUCUGGAUGUGGAAAUACGUUGGUACAAGCAGAAAGCAGUGCUGUCCAAUCAGAGAGUCGUGACUCCUCUGCCCAAACAAUUGUCACACUCCAUGCUGUCCGGCCAAAAAGUCAACAGGGAUGGCACCUACUCAGUCUCGGCUUUCUUCUACCUCCAGGCUUCGCUUGGAGACUCAGGAAAACAGUUUACAUGCAGCGUCUUCCAUCAGUCUCUGAGUGAGCCCAUCAAAGAGAGCUUCAUCCUGCAUGUUGAAGAGCCCGUCAGCAGGACGUUUAUCCUCCUUGUUAGCUUCACUGGGAUGGCACUCUUUGUCAUACUGUAUAGGAAUCUGCGCUACCUUCGCUCCGAAAGAGGACGGUCAGCACAGAGGAACCAAUAUCAAGCAGUCCCGGUGGUCUGAGGAGAACAUGACAAUCACCAGUGACGGCAGAAUGUCUCCAUCACUCCUCUCCCCUCAUGCAUGGUUAUGUCAGAAUGAUGCAGAUGUUUGAUUUUUGAUUUUUGGGUGAAUAUGGGUGUCUGUGAAUCUGAAUAUGUGUUUUUAGGUUGCACUGAUUUUUAUUUCAUUGUAUGUAGUGUCUUGAUGCUGAAGUAGAUGAAUUGUCUCCUUAAUGAAGGCAAUCCUGUACAAUACUGAUGACAAUGGAACAAUUGCAGUGGGGUUUUUGAACACUAGCAGUGCUAUGGUGCAGUGAUUCGGCUGUAGCUGCACACAUGCAAGUGCACAGGCAACAUGACACACGUUCCUGAUCUACAGGUGGCUGAACUGCACUGAGAAUAAAAAACUCCAGGACAAGCAGUGAAAAAUAAAACUGCUGGGUGGCUAACCUGUGUGUAAAAACUGGAGGAAUGAAAAUGUUUUUAAAACUUGACUCUGUCAGUUUUUAUGUGUUUUAUGUAUAUUAAGCAAGUUUGUUAAACCUCAGGGACACACAGGAUGUGCUUUGGUUAGAAACUAUGAAUAUAACAUUAUUUAUUUACAAUAAAGCUCUACAGGGCAGUAUAAAUGAAAUUUAGCUGCAAUACCAAUACUAAAAUGUCACAAAACCUGCUCAGUUAUUGUCAAACAAUAAAAAAAGGUACAACUUCUCAGGAGGGAAUAACAAUGUUGUAAAAAGUGGAAUGAUUUCAGAAGUUCUUAUAUUCUUGUGUGUAUUCAGACUAUUUUUGUAAAUAAUAAAAGCGUUCAUUGGACAAGAAAA
Messenger RNA from Stegastes partitus (bicolor damselfish), 1378 nucleotides. Its product is annotated as tapasin-related protein-like. The record is from RefSeq and is a predicted model, not a curated record. The transcript has 4 exons. The coding region runs from base 124 to 576 and encodes 150 amino acids. NCBI's taxonomy places the organism in Eukaryota, Metazoa, Chordata, Actinopteri, Pomacentridae.